AUGAUAGUUCCGACCAUCGACUCAACGCUCCACCUACCACGGAUCCUCUGCCUCCAUGGCGGCGGCACCAACGCCCGCAUCUUUCGCAUGCAAUGCCGCGUCCUUGAACGGUUGCUCCGCCCACACUUCCGACUAGUCUUCGCCGAAGCGCCCCUCCCAGCACGCCCAGGCCCCGACGUGACAUCCGUAUACAAAGACUACGGACCAUUCAAAGCAUGGCUGCGCGUACGGCCCGAAGACCCAGCCGAGGACGCACACGACAUCGUGAGAGCAAUCGAGGACUCCCUCGCCGCCGCACGACGCGCAGACGACAGUCAAGGCGCGACGGGAGAUUGGGUCGGACUACUUGGUUUCAGUCAGGGGGCCCAUCUCGCCGCCGGCAUCCUUGCUACACAGCAGGAGCUGCGGCGACGGAAUGAGGAUGACGAGACUUGGCCGACAUUCCGAUUCGCCGUGCUGUUGGCGGGACGGGGACCGCUGAGAUGGCUUCGUCCGGACCUGUCUAUGCCCCGCGGCUUUGUCGAUGCUGCGCAGUGUACCACUGGAGGGGAGCCACUGGUUUCCGUGGACUUGUUGCAGGAUAAUCGUCUACAAAUCCCAACUGUGCAUGUUCACGGGCUGACGGACCCCGGAUUGGAGUUGCAUCGAAGGCUUCUUUAUCAGUAUUGUGAUUCUCGCAUGGCGACACUUGUAGAAUGGAGUGGGAAUCAUCGUGUGCCGAUCAAGUUUCGUGAUGCGGCAUCUGUGGUUGAGCAGAUAUUGUGUGUGGCUCAGCAGACGGGUGUGCUAGGUAGAAAUUUAUAUCCCGUUGGUCACGCGGCUUCUCUACUAGAAUCACGAGUGAUGAUCGUCCGUACACAAGAGAUGGACACAACCCCACAAAUCGCUAUCGUGGGCGGUGGCAUCGUUGGCCUUGUCCUCGCUGCUGGACUCACGCGGAGAGGCGUCCAAGUCCAGCUUUACGAGCAAGCGCGGAACUUUCGAGAGAUUGGUGCCGGCAUCGGAUUCACGAAGAACACGGUAGGAUGUAUGGAGAAGAUCAACCCGGCUGUCGUGACGGCUUUGCGCUCCGGUGGAGCUGUCAAUGUUUCUUUGGACCAGCAGGAUCCCAAGUCAUAUUUGCGGUGGAUCGACGGCUAUGGCCAGCACCGAGAGGACGACCCCAUGUACCAAAAGCCACUCUUAAAGCUUGAUGCAGGCAUUAAGGGAUGGGAGACAGUUCGCCGAGACCAGUUCUUGGAGGAUCUGGUCAAAGUCAUUCCCGAAGGGGUUGUGCAUCUACGGAAGCGACUGGACACGAUUGAGGACAACGAAGAUGCGGACAAGGUCUACCUGAAUUUCACUGAUGGAACUAGGGCCGAAGCUGACGCUGUCAUCGCAUGCGACGGCAUCAAGUCCAGAGCGCGACAACUCCUACUCGGUGUGGAUAAUCCCGCCUCAUUCCCCCAAUACACACACAAGGUCGCUUACCGCGCGUUAAUUCCCAUGGACAAGGUCGUCGCAGCGAUCGGCGAAUACAAGACCUUCCGCCAACACAUGCACGUCGGUCCGAACGCACAUCUUAUCCAUUACCCCGUCAACACGAACACAAUAGGAGCCACCGUCGUGGUCUCCGACCCCAAUGACUGGCCACAAGACAAGCCUACGACGGCCCGUGCGUCACGCAAGGACGUGUCAGAAGCACUGGCCGGGUGGUGUACUCCGGUCCGCAACCUCGUCGAGCUGUUCCCGGAAGAGCUAGACCAGUGGGCACUCUUCGACCUGUUCGAAUACCCAGUGCCAAAGUAUAACAAGGGGAGAGUAUGUCUGAUGGGCGAUGCGGCGCAUGCAUCCAGCCCCCACCACGGUGCCGGAGCUUCUUUCGGUCGGACAUCCAAAGCGACUGCAUUGCGCACUGCGUUCGAGACAUACGACAAGAUCCGUAGGACAAGAACGCAAUGGCUGGUCAACAGCAGUCGACGCGUGUGCGAUCUCUUCCAGCAACCGGAGUGGGCUAACCCGGCCAAGCGGGUCAAGACCGAGUCGUGUUUCGAAGAGGUCAAGGAUCGCUCAUUCAAGAUAUGGCAUUUUGACUCUGCUGCUAUGGUUGAUGAUACGAUUCGCGAAUACAGGGAGAGCAUGCAUUUGUCGACGAAGACGAAGAGCGUUGAUGGCAACAAUGGAGCGAGCGUGACUAAUGGUACCAACCCGGCGUAG
Messenger RNA from Aspergillus nomiae NRRL 13137, 2196 nucleotides. RefSeq lists its product as uncharacterized. The transcript is spliced from 4 exons. Bases 1 to 2196 code for a protein of 731 amino acids. Gene Ontology annotation, molecular function: FAD binding. Gene Ontology annotation, biological process: secondary metabolite biosynthetic process. The record is from RefSeq and is a predicted model, not a curated record. NCBI's taxonomy places the organism in Eukaryota, Fungi, Ascomycota, Eurotiomycetes, Eurotiales, Aspergillaceae.